CCCGCGCUUUAAUGGCACAUUGCACAUUGUGAAAAACAACAAGGAAAACAAUGGCAGAAGAAACAUCGUCAGAUCCAUUUUCUACAGCCACAAGUCCUUCUAGGGGUUCUAGAGGGCGAAGGAGUAGUCGUGGGGACCCACUUACUUCCAGUCCAGGACGAGAUUUACCUCCCUUUGAAGAUGAGAGUGAAAUGGAUGCUGGAGCUGCUGAGGAGGAGGCUGAUGGAGAAGAACUGUUUGGAGAUAACCUGGAACAAGAUUAUCGUCCAAUCCCUGCAUUAGAUGUAUAUGAUCAAGAGGGUCUCGAUGAGGGAGAUUUCUCUGACAUAUCAGAAUCACAACGAGCAGCUGCAGAAAGAGAAAUACGUCAGAGAGAGAAAGAAGAAGGUGUUUUGUAUGGUCGUAUGAGAAGGGGCUUGAUGUAUGAAGAAUCUGAUGAAGAAGAUGACGAAGCUCCAAGAAAACGACGACGUGCAGAAAGGGCUGCUGAAGGAGAUGUUGAAGAAGAAGAGAUGAUAGAAAGUAUAGAGAAUUUAGAAGACAUGAAGGGCCAUUCUGUACGAGAAUGGGUAUCAAUGUUAGGGCCUAAAACAGAAAUCAAGAAUAGAUUUAAAAAUUUCCUUAGAACAUUUGUAGAUCAGAAAGGCCACAAUGUGUAUAGAGAAAAGAUAAGACAAAUGGUAGAAGCAAACAAAGAAAGUUUAAUAGUCGAUUACAAUAUGCUGGCCUCUGUAGAACAAGUAUUAGCAUACUUUUUGCCUGAAGCUCCCGCUGAAAUGUUGACAAAUUUUGAUGAGGCUGGUACAGAGGUUGUUAUGAGUAUGUAUCCCAAUUAUGACAAAAUUGUGAAAUCGAUCCAUGUUCGAAUAGCUGAACUUCCACUUAUAGAAGAAUUAAGAUCAUUAAGACAGUUACAUUUGAAUCAGUUGAUACGUACCAGUGGUGUAGUAACAAGCUCAACAGGAGUCAUGCCCCAAUUGAAUGUUAUUAAAUAUGAUUGUAACAAAUGUAACUUUUUGCUUGGACCAUUUUAUCAGUCACAGAGUCAAGAAAUCAAGCCUGGUUCUUGUCCGGAAUGUCAGUCAACUGGACCAUUUGAAAUCAACAUGGAACAGACUUUAUAUAAGAAUUACCAAAGAAUAACUAUUCAAGAAAGUCCUGGUAAAGUACCCGCUGGUAGACUUCCUCGAUCUAAAGAUGCUAUAUUACUUGACGAUUUGGUAGACACGUGUAAACCGGGUGAUGAAAUUGAAUUGACUGGUAUCUACCAUAAUAACUAUGAUGGUUCAUUAAACACACAGAAUGGAUUUCCAGUAUUUGCCACAGUAAUACAGGCAAAUUUCAUCACAAAAAAAGAUGACAAACUGGCUGCAGCAAAUCUGACAGAUGAAGAUAUUAAAGCUGUGGUUCAAUUGUCAAAGGAUGAGAGAAUAGGGGAAAGAAUAUUUGCAAGCAUAGCACCAUCUAUUUAUGGUCAUGAAGACAUCAAACGUGCCAUAGCAUUAGCUGUUUUUGGAGGUGAACCUAAAAAUCCAGGAGGAAAACAUAAAGUGAGAGGUGAUGUAAACAUCCUAUGUUGUGGUGACCCAGGAACAGCUAAGUCACAGUUUCUUAAAUAUGUAGAAAAAACUGCUCCAAGAGUUGUAUUUACCACUGGACAAGGAGCCUCAGCUGUUGGUCUCACAGCAUAUGUCCAAAGGAAUCCAGUGUCCAGGGAAUGGACCCUGGAAGCAGGUGCAUUAGUAUUAGCUGAUAAAGGAAUUUGUUUAAUUGAUGAGUUUGACAAGAUGAACGAUGCUGAUCGUACAAGUAUACAUGAAGCUAUGGAACAACAGAGUAUAUCUAUCUCUAAAGCUGGAAUAGUUACUUCCCUUCAGGCUCGGUGUUGUAUUAUAGCUGCAGCUAAUCCCAUUGGUGGAAGAUAUGACCCAUCAUUGACCUUUGCUGAAAAUGUGGAUUUAACAGAGCCUAUUUUGUCUAGAUUUGACGUCCUGUGUGUUGUUCGAGAUACAGUUGACCCAAUACAGGAUGAAAGAUUAGCUAGAUUUGUAACAGGCAGUCACAUUAAACAUCAUCCUAAUGCAACAGAUGCUCAAGCAGAUGAAAAUUUGAAUCUGUUGAAUACAAGUGCAUCAGUUGAGCCAUUACCUCAGGAUUUACUUAAGAAAUACAUUAUUUAUUGUAAAGACAAAGUUCAUCCAAAACUCCAUCAAAUGGACCAAGAUAAAGUUGCAAAGAUGUACUCAGAAUUGAGAAGAGAAUCAAUGGCUACAGGAAGUAUACCAAUUACAGUCCGACAUAUUGAGUCCAUGAUACGUUUAGCAGAGGGACAUGCUAAGAUGCACCUGAGAGAUUAUGUUAAUGAAGAUGAUGUCAACAUGGCCAUGAGAAUUAUGUUGGAAAGUUUCAUUAGUACACAAAAGUUCAGCAUCACAAGAACAAUGAGAAAGACAUUUAGCAGAUAUUUGACAUACAAGAAGGACAACAAUGAAUUGUUACUGUUUAUUUUGAAACAAUUAGCUAUGGAUCAGAUGUCAUUCCAGAGGAACAGAUUUGGACUUGACCAAGAGACCAUAGAAAUUUCAGAAAAAGAUUUGGCAGAUAAGGCACGACAAAUCAACAUCAGUAACCUGACAAAUUUCUACGAAAGUGAUAUAUUUAGGUCAAACAGGUUUAACCUGGACAGGAAAAGGAAGAUGAUCGUCCAGACAGUAUAAAGUUCACAGUGCAAUUUUCACAGGAAGAUCAAUUUUCAAAUUACAUUACAAAUACAGAUUUUGUAAGAUUUGAUAUUACGGAAACUCCAUUCAGCAUAGUACUCAUUAAUACUUAAUGUGUUCAAAUAAAAAAAUGUGUUCAUAAAGAAUGUGAAUGUAGAUCUAUACACCUUACUGUGUUCAUAUUUUACAGGUUAUUUUUGUGGACUUUUCAUAUCUUGCUUCAUUAGUAGUCCUCAUUAGUUAAUUGAUUUAUCUCUUUUUCUGUUUAACCAAAUGUUUACAUCAGGCUGUAGUGGUUCAAGUAUUAAUUCACAGAAUAAGCCAAUAGAAAUUCAAAUUUAACUAGAGAGAAAUGAAUUAAAAAAUCAUGGGCUGCUCCUAAUUUAGGACCAGAACAAUGCAAUUCUCUCCCAUUUGUUGUCUCUUAAAUCAUUCUGUAGUAGAACUUUAGAAAGGCAUUAGAUAAGGUCUACUUCAUGAACCUUAUGUGGCAGAGAAUGAAGGGAUUUCCAAAAUCCACCCUAAACCCAACACUUUCUCAGGAAAUGUGCAUACAUAAAUUGGACAUGCAGUCAUAAAUGACACAUGUGCAUAAAUAAAAUGUUUUUCAUGCUUCUUGCUUUAAGACAGAAAUUUUAUAUCCAAACUAUCUAUAGUUAUCUUACUUAAAUAACGGCUGUGAGGAAAAGUUGUUUUUAGAUUUAAAAAAAAUGCUAAGUAAUGAGCUUCAUAUAGGAUUACUUUAUAUGCCCCCGCCUUAGUGGAGGGGGCAUUAAGUUUUACCCUUGUCUGUCUGUACGCACGUCCCAAAAUUGGUUUCCGAUCUCUAACUUUAGUUUGCCAAAACAGUUCUAGAGUUAUUGCAAAAUUUUUCAUUUCCUCUCUCUAACUUUAGUUUGCCUCAACCAAAUGUUAUGAAACUUGUACACAAUGCUUAUUACUACAAAACUCAGAUCAAGCUUGAAUUUUGGUGGCGUCACUUUUACCGUUCUUGAGUUAUGUUCCUUUAUAAUGUUUUAUGCAAACGGGGGCAUCAUCUGUGUCCAUUUAUUUUUCUUUUGAUUGAUGUGUUACGCAGAUUUUACUCCAGGAUACAGCAAAAUAUUUUAUAAUAUACCAUUAAAUUAUUUUCUAUUGAAAUUUUUACAUAUGUAGUUUUAUAUAAGAUACUGUUGACUGAGAAGCAGACUAAUUUUGUAUAUUUGUAGUGUUUUGUGCCAAUGCCAUUUGAUGCAUUGUUCUUAAUUUGUUAUAUAAAGCAUUAGGCAUUGGUUCACCUUAUCAUGAAAUGGAAAAAUAGAAUAAAACUGAAAGUACAUUGAA
Mytilus californianus (California mussel) is the source of this 4043-nucleotide messenger RNA. RefSeq names its product DNA replication licensing factor mcm2-like. Gene Ontology annotation, molecular function: single-stranded DNA binding; ATP binding; 3'-5' DNA helicase activity. Gene Ontology annotation, cellular component: nucleus; MCM complex. The transcript is spliced from 18 exons. The coding region runs from base 51 to 2717 and encodes 888 amino acids. The record is from RefSeq and is a predicted model, not a curated record. Lineage: Eukaryota; Metazoa; Mollusca; Bivalvia; Mytilida; Mytilidae. Gene Ontology annotation, biological process: double-strand break repair via break-induced replication; mitotic DNA replication initiation; DNA replication.